Messenger RNA from Lithohypha guttulata, 1761 nucleotides. RefSeq lists its product as uncharacterized. Lineage: Eukaryota; Fungi; Ascomycota; Eurotiomycetes; Chaetothyriales; Trichomeriaceae. The transcript has 2 exons. The record is from RefSeq and is a predicted model, not a curated record. Bases 1 to 1761 code for a protein of 586 amino acids.
AUGAGGGAAGAGCAGAGGCGUAAGAUUACAACCAUCACCACAUCGCGCACCAGUUAUGGCGCAUCCAGCAAUCGAUCAGCCUUCGGCUACUGGGUCCCUCUGGCGAUAACUUUAACUGCUGCUACGGUCGCACUAGGAGCCUGGAUCUGGAGUGAACGGGAUGAUAAAGAAGAGUCUGAGUCUGAAAAUGAACACUAUUAUGCCAGCACUUCCAAACCCAGCGGUAGACAUGAUGGUGGUCUUAGUGGCGCUUCGACUGCUGCAGGCACGGCAGGACUUGGGGCAGCAGCUGGUUAUGCCAGUAUGAGUGGUGGUCUACCUCCUGGGCCUGGUCCAGCUGGUUCCCAGCAGCAACCUCCACCUGGAUCUUUUGCACCACAGCCUCCGUUGCAAGGAGGGUUCCAAGGUCCUCCUCCUGGCUCGAUGCCUCCUGGCGCAAGUGGUGAGGCUGCAGGUUUCUAUAACCAGGAGAAUCAAUCGCGCGCAAUGUCAACUGGUGUCUCAAAUACUCAGCAAGACGACUCGAGUUUCCUGACGAGAAUGACAAACGCAGUCGGCAGUAAUACAUGGGCAGGCAAAUCUCUAGCAGCAGCUGGUUCAAUGGUUGGAGGGGCCGUAAAUGCUGUAAGAGGUGCUGGGGACGAUGGUCAAGCCUUCAGUGAUCAGGAGAGAUGGUCAGAAGAAGCCGACAAACCAGAAAGAACAAUGUCCCCUCGAAAAUCGACUGGCACAGUUGCUGGUGCGGGCGCAGACGUUAGUAGGCGAGGACUGCAGCGAACCGGUACGGCAGCAGAAUUUUACUCCGGCGCUGUUGAUGCCCCACGACGGAGUUCAGUUGCCUCCAAGAAGCGUCGAACUGUCGCCGUGGUUGUCUCUGCUGUGGACAGAGUCGACGAUGGCCUCGAAGUAGACGCUCAUCAGUCCAUCCUUGCUCAUCUGCCAGGAUACAUCAACCCUGACACUACACGGAUCAUAGUCCUUAUCUACGACCCCGAACUACAUACACAUCCUCUAUCUCUCAUCUCUCGACGCGCCUCAGAACGUCACACAUCAGUUCCAUCUGUCCGAUCACAAUCUACCUCCUCCUACGCUAAGAUAAACACCCCUGGCGCAAACGGCACACCAGCACAAACCCCAGGCGACUUCCCUCACGACAACGACUCCGAUGAUAAAGGUAUACUAGCUCACAUCGACCCCAAGCCCGAAGACAGCAACACCUCCCUCUCCCGCCGCGACUCCCGAGACGAUCGCUCCGAGCAGAAACGCGAAACACUCGCAUACCCCGCCACCGCAUCCCUAGUCCGCGAACGCAGCAACGAACUCAUCCCCACCAACAACCCCCUCGACGUUGAAGCCAACCCCCUCUUCAAAACUCUUUACAACCAAGCCAACGCCCUCGUCGACCGCGACACCUCGAUCCUCCCAUUCACUUCCCGCGACGGCCACAAGCACAUUCUCCGCUCAAUCCAGCCCGAAACCCUAUAUAUCCAAGAAUCACUCUGUGGCACAGAUGGCUCACUUGUCUCGGAACUGCGAGGCUGGGUCAGGAGUAUUGUCGUGGUGAUUGGUGACGAGGGCGGAUUUGGUGGGUUGAUUGAUUCGGAUACUGAAGAUGAGAGGGGGAGACGAAAGCAGACCGGCAUGAGUGCUGAGAAGUGGUGGAAAAAGGAGAGUGUGACGGGCGUUGGGAGAGGGGUUAGUGUGGUUGAGAGUCUGAAUGUCGGCGAUGAUUGGAGGAGGAGGGUGAAUGAUGAGGAAUGA